GCCUCGUGGCGGGGGCCGCUGGACUGCUUCGGCGGGGGCUGCGAGGCCACGGGCGAGGGCUGCGGCGUCGAGUGCGAGUGCCGGCACCUGGACGGCGUGGAGAGGCGCCGCUUCUUCGCGCCCGGCUGGCGGUGGCCCCAGCGGCCGCGCGUGGUGGUCUGCGCCGGGCAGGCGCGGAGCGGCUCCACGUGGCUGUUCAACGCCGCCAGGCUGCUCUACCGCCAGCUGCGGGUGGCCUGCGACUCCUACCCGGGGAGCAAGCCACGGCGUGCACAGGUCUCUCUGCUUGGGUCGCUGUUUUUGCGCCCCGAGCCUACUGGAUGCGGCGCCUGAGCGAGGCGAAGCUGGCGCGGCGCCUGCGCUCGGGGGCCCACGUGCUGGUGAAGACCCACGAGUGGCGCGGGGAGUACGGCGGCCUGCUGCCCCGCUGGGGCGCGCUGGUGCUCGUCUCCGCCCGCGACCCGCGCGGCGCGCUCGCGUCGCACCGGCGCAUGGGCUGGGCGCAGGAGCUCCCGGCGGAGCACGCGGCGCAUCACGCGGCGUGGCAGCGCCACGCCGCGGCCACGGUCGCCUUCGGCGACAUUGCUGGGGGCGCCGCAGGCGCCGCGCUGGCCGCCGUGGCCGCGGCGCUGGGGUUGCGCCCGGGCCCGGAGCAGCUGCUGGCCGUGCAGCUGGAGUUGGCGCAGCUGAGCGCGCCGGCCUCGCGCACGAACGUGACCACGAAGAUGUGGCCGAGGCACCUGUCCGCGGGCGCUGCGGCCGCGCGGGCGGGGUUGACGUGGCGGCUGCUGCGGAACGUGUCCCGCGGGGCGCGAGAUACUG
This is a messenger RNA of Prorocentrum cordatum, 822 nucleotides long. NCBI's taxonomy places the organism in Eukaryota, Dinophyceae, Prorocentrales, Prorocentraceae. The record is from the annotation of a GenBank genome assembly.